AUGCAAGAACUGGAAGAGCCCCGAGCGGGCAUCUAUAGAAGUGAGGAGAUGUGCUUAGCACAACUCUUCUUGCAGUCGGAAGCAGCGUACCAAUGUGUAGCUGAGUUGGGGGAGCUGGGUCUUGUUCAAUUUCGCGAUCUCAACUCUGAGGCUAGCGCUUUCCAACGUAAAUUUGUGAGCGAUGUUAGACGCUGCGAUGAGAUGGAAAGAAAACUAAGGUAUUUGGAGAGAGAGAUCAAAAAGGAUCAAAUACCAAUGCUAGACACUGGAGAAAACUUUGAUGCACCUCAGCCUCGCGAAAUGAUUGACCUUGAGGCUACUUUCGAAAAGCUGGAAAACGAAGUGCGUGAAGUUAAUCGUAAUGAAGAGACGCUGCGUAAAAACUUUUCUGAAUUGACUGAAUUGAAACAUAUUCUACGAAAGACUCAAAUCUUCUUCGAAGAGGCGGGAGCUGAGAAUAUGAUUCCUCCUGGCGAUGCCUCUGAUCCUGAAACUAUGGAACUAACAUCCGCACCAGUAGCAACUGGUACCAUGUUUAACAAUUUUGGAUUUGUUGCUGGUGUUAUCCAGAGAGAGCGUCUCCCUGCUUUCGAGCGUUUACUCUGGAGAGCUUGCAGAGGAAACGUCUUCCUCCGAACUUCCGAGAUUGAUGAUGUUCUCAAUGACACAGUCACGGGAGAACCUGUUAACAAAACUGUUUUCAUCAUCUUCUUCCAAGGAGAUCAAUUGAAGACUAAGGUUAAGAAGAUCUGCGAAGGUUUCCGUGCAACGUUAUAUCCAUGCCCUGAUACCAACCAGGAGAGAAGAGAAAUGUCCAUUGGAGUUAUGACUCGUAUUGAAGACUUGAAAACUGUCUUGGGGCAAACUCAGGACCAUCGUCAUCGUGUUCUGGUGGCAGCCUCAAAGAAUGUACGUAUGUGGUUUACCAAGGUCCGUAAGAUCAAGUCCAUCUACCACACUCUCAACUUAUUCAAUAUCGACGUCACUCAGAAAUGUCUGAUUGCCGAAGUUUGGUGUCCCGUUAAGGAGUUGGACAGAAUCCGAAUGGCUCUCAAGAGAGGAACGGAAGAGAGUGGAAGUCAAGUUCCAUCUAUUCUUAACCGAAUGGAGACUACAGCUUCACCUCCUACGUACCACAAGACUAAUAAGUUCACCAAGUCAUUCCAAGGAAUUGUGGACGCCUAUGGUAUCUCGACAUACAGAGAGAUCAAUCCAGCACCUUAUACGAUGAUAAGUUUUCCCUUCUUGUUCGCUGUCAUGUUUGGUGAUAUGGGACAUGGUGCUCUUAUGCUCUUGGCCGCUCUUUUCUUUAUCAUGAAGGAGAAGCAACUAGAGGCUGCAAGAAUAAAGGAUGAAAUUUUCCAAACAUUCUUUGGUGGCCGUUAUGUUAUCUUCCUUAUGGGAGCAUUUUCCAUCUACACUGGAUUCCUUUACAAUGAUAUGUUCUCCAAGAGUUUCAAUAUUUUCGGAUCUGCUUGGUCGAAUCCAUUCAGUCAGGAAUACUUGAAAUCACUUCAUAACCCUGAGCAAAAUAUAAUGUUGAUCCCUGAAUGGGCUUAUGACAAUGUUUCUGGUCCAUAUCCUAUUGGUGUAGAUCCAGUAUGGAACUUGGCUGAAUCCAACAAGCUCUCAUUCCUCAACUCCAUGAAAAUGAAAUCGUCUGUUCUUCUUGGAAUUGGCCAGAUGACAUUUGGUAUCAUUCUGAGUUACCAUAACCACAUAUAUUUCCAUUCCGAUCUUGACAUCAAAUUCAUGUUCAUUCCUCAAAUGUUGUUCUUGAGUGCAAUUUUCAUCUACCUAUGUCUCCAAAUCAUAGCUAAAUGGAUUUUCUUCACUGCCGAGGGAGGAACUACUGUUCUUGGAUACUAUUACCCAGGAUCUAAUUGCGCCCCAUCUUUGCUUAUUGGCUUAAUUAAUAUGUUCAUGAUGAAGUCUCGUGACGGUGGAUAUGUGGAAGGAAAUGAACCUGGAGGAGCUCAAUUGGGACUCUGCUAUCUGAACUUAUGGUAUCCUGGACAGUCUUUCUUUGAAACAGUUUUUGUACUGCUCGCACUCGCGUGCGUACCAGUCAUGCUUUUCGGUAAACCUUAUAUGCUUUGGAAAGCUGACAAAGAUCGUCGCACUGCUGGACAUCAGCAAUUGAGCGUUAGAGCUGAUAUUAACGGUGAAGAGGUUGAAGUAGUUCAUCAUGAACCUAAGUCUGACGCUGGAGGACACGGCCAUGGUGAUGGACCCUUGGAUAUGGCUGAUCUCAUGGUCUACCAAGCUAUUCAUACUAUUGAGUUCGUUUUGGGAUGCAUUUCCCACACUGCCUCAUAUCUUCGUCUUUGGGCUCUUUCAUUAGCCCAUGCACAACUUUCUGAUGUAUUGUGGACUAUGGUAUUCCGUCAUGCUUUCACGCUUGAUGGAUAUGCUGGAGCAAUCGCCACAUAUUUCCUAUUCUUUAUUUUUGGAUCGCUGUCCGUGUUCAUCCUUGUACUGAUGGAAGGACUUUCGGCCUUCUUGCAUGCUCUCCGUCUUCACUGGGUGGAAUUCCAAUCUAAGUUCUACGGAGGUCUCGGACAUGCUUUCCAACCAUUCUCGUUCGAGAAAAUAUUGGAGGAAGAGAGAGAAUUAGAGGAAAACCUGUAG
Auanema sp. JU1783 is the source of this 2631-nucleotide messenger RNA. NCBI's taxonomy places the organism in Eukaryota, Metazoa, Nematoda, Chromadorea, Rhabditida, Rhabditidae. The record is from the annotation of a GenBank genome assembly.